Trichomonas vaginalis G3 is the source of this 846-nucleotide messenger RNA. RefSeq lists its product as uncharacterized. Bases 1 to 846 code for a protein of 281 amino acids. The transcript has a single exon. NCBI's taxonomy places the organism in Eukaryota, Parabasalia, Trichomonadida, Trichomonadidae. The record is from RefSeq and is a predicted model, not a curated record.
AUGGAAAUUAAAGUUAGAAUUUCCCGCGUUUCAUGCAGUACAUUUGCCUCUUUUUCAUCUACAGAAAAUGGUGGAACCAUUGGAAUCUCAAAUUCAAAAAUUCCAAUUGAAAUUCAGAAUUGUAAUUUUAUUAAUAGCACAUCUUCACUGGAAGGUGGGGCGAUAUACAUUAAUAAUAGCGAAAUAAGCUUAUCAUAUAACUAUUUUUAUGGAUGCACCUCAAAUUGUAAAGAAAACGGAAAAUACGGAAAUGCGAUGCUUGUAAGUCAGACUCAAUCUGAUUUUAAUGAAUCUUCUUGUUACAUGUGUGCUAAAGAUAGUACAAUGUAUUCUGAUACCUGCGUUUGCUCCACAUUUUGUAAAUUUAUUACAGUUUCCUGCAAUGGAACAAAUAACUUCGGACAAGAAGGCUCUGGCUGCAUAGGAAUUCACGAUUCGAAACCAGGCUCAUAUGUAAAAUUUAAUAGAGUUUAUAAAUGCUUUGAUAGGUUUUAUAUUGAAUUUGAAAGACCUGUUGUUACCGCAUCAUUUUGUGAAUUUAUUGAUGCAACUGGACAAAUUAGUUCAUAUUCUUUAGUAGAGUGUACUGCUUCAUUCGAAAAUUGCGUAUUUAUUGAUGCACUAAAUAACGAUCCAUUUCUAGUAGGAGAAGUUCACGUGCAGUUUAUAAAUUGUACAUCAAAUAAAAAUCAUCCAGGCAUGACACAUAAAUCACUCGAUAAAUCAGAUUUUCAAAUUACAUAUUCCUCUAAUCAAAUUGUUUGUAAUCAAGUUGCCUGUUCAAAUUUUGUUAGCCCAUAUAUGAUCUACUUAGAAUCUCUCUUCACAUUACUUUCACUUCAAUAA